Fusarium poae is the source of this 669-nucleotide messenger RNA. RefSeq lists its product as uncharacterized. The coding region runs from base 1 to 669 and encodes 222 amino acids. The record is from RefSeq and is a predicted model, not a curated record. Lineage: Eukaryota; Fungi; Ascomycota; Sordariomycetes; Hypocreales; Nectriaceae. The transcript has 3 exons.
AUGCAGAUACCGAUUACUCCCACCAACGCUGGUGACCCCCCAAGCAGUCAUGGCGCAACAGACAAGCCUCCUUGUACUUUUUCGAACCCAUGUCGUAAAUGCGAGAUCCAGAUGAUCCUUCGUGGUCAAUACCCUCGACAAAUGUCUGAUGAGCAGGCGUCGACUCAUCAAGGCGAGCACGACUGCUUUCAGUGCAAGAGCCAGGAGCACAGAUGCAAGCCCCUCUCCAAGGCCAAGGCCGAGGCUUCACACCAACUUAUUAAGGCAGCUGUGGAACAUUUUUUCUACGGACACUCAAUCAGCCAGUGGGAUGAUGCGGUUGAGAAGGCUAAGAUUGUUGUGAAGGCCGAGGCAUCGUCCUCAGCUCCAAACAUGUUGGCUGGGCGCCCUCUCAUACCUGCUUCGGAACGGGCAGUGUCCGCUAUCACUUUCAAGGUACCUUUCGAAAAUGCAACCAAGAUUGUCGAAGUUUUCCCCUCUGAGGAAACCAAGCUUGAUGCUGUCCCUCAAGGCGUGGCCAACAAUUUGGAGGUUGUCGUGAUGCAACAGAAGGCCAUGAUUAGUGCCUUGGUCAAGCAGCAGACUAUGAUGGUAAAUGCUAUGGUAGCCAAGAACGAAAAUUUGAUGUCUGUUGUUAAAGGUUUCCAGCGUGGGUUGGAGAAUAUGUAG